This is a messenger RNA of Amphiprion ocellaris (clown anemonefish), 1206 nucleotides long. RefSeq lists its product as uncharacterized. The record is from RefSeq and is a predicted model, not a curated record. Lineage: Eukaryota; Metazoa; Chordata; Actinopteri; Pomacentridae. The transcript is spliced from 7 exons. The coding region runs from base 42 to 1061 and encodes 339 amino acids.
AUCUGAGGAAAGAAAACAAGUACUUGUCCAAUGAGAUUCACAUGGAGCGGAUCAUGAUGCGCACAGAGAAUGAGCUGACAAUGAGGAACCUCAGGAACCUGAACCAGGAGUUGCAGGCUCAAAUCAAAGAGCUGAAGCAGAAGCUGUACCAGAGCCAGCAGAGGGCCACGCUGUGCUCCCGAGCUGCAGACGAGGCUAAGGAGUCCAGAGGGGAGGCAGAACAGAGCAGGGCCCUGGCCGAGGCCCGGGCCCUCGGAUGUCAGCGGGACAAGGAGGUAGCCGAGGCUGACAGAGGACGCCUGAGCGAAGAACUGCAGCAGCUUAAAAAGGAGCACACUGAUCUGCAGCUGUUACUGGCACAAACAGAGAAGAACUAUUUUGAAACUAAGCUGAAGCUGGACCGGCUGUCUGGAGAGAAACAGGCUCUGCUGCAGGAGAAUAGGAGCCUGCAGGCAGACAGAGAUGACCUCCGACACAGACUGAGGCAAAUCACACAGGAAAAUGUCCAGAUUAAAGAGAGCGAGCUGAAUUCGAGGCGCAGAGCGAUGGCGUCAGAGGAGGAGAGCAAAAAGGCCAACCAGGCUCAGCGGGAGGCCGAGGCCGAGAGGCGUCUAGCGGAGAAGGAGAGGCAGGAUAGGACGGCCGAGUGUCUGAGCUGGAGGGAGAAGCACCAAGAGCUAGCCAACACGUUCCGAGCUCAGGAGGACCUGAAGGCUCUGAGGCAGAACAAAGCAUGUCAAGCCAACAUUAAGAGCUACUUCCUGUGCAUGACCGAAAGUGAUCAGAGGGUUAAAAUCCUGAAAAAUCCAGAUGGCAACCCAAGAAACUUCACGGAGGGAGAUCCUGUGUACAUUUCCACUCCAGAGUCCAGUCCUGAGGAGCCUGAGAGGAGUUCGUCCAGGACCAUGUUCAGGGUCUCUGCCCCACACAUGGGAAGGGAUCUGGGUCCGAGUCACUUCGAUGAGCUGCCCGCCUUCGGAGGGGAGCGACCCGACUCGGCCCCUACUCGCAGAAGCAGGAAGGUGGUGGAAUACUUCUGGAUCCCGACAGAUCAAGAAUGAAUCUGUGGACUCUUUGGCCGAGCUGCUCACCAACCACCAGACUGAAACUUGUACAGUUUUCAUCUCAGAUGUUAGUGUACCAUAGUGUGAAGUGUUUUGUUGUAGGGUUGGAAUAUGUGAAGAAAAGCAGCGAAAAUAAAGUGAA